UCCCAUCCCUAAGUCUUGUUUUUACUUUUAUGAGCAUUUAAUUGUACCGAUUUAAGUAAAAUAAUUAAUCAAAGAAAUCCUAACUGAUACGUGGGAACAAUGGUGAAUGACUCUGGUCUAUCGACAGUGGACGACUUGGAGCAAAAACUGAAUUCGGCCAAGCAGUCGCUGGUGAUCCUAAAUGAAAACAUUCGCCGCAUUGCUGGUCGCGUCCCCAAGGAUUCCCUGCAGAGAUCGGAAAAAUUCAAAUACACUCAAGAUGGCAAGAAGAACGAGCACAAUGGUGAGCGACCGUUCCCCCGAAAUGCACCACCCGGUGGGGUCUUCAAAGACAAGCGGCGAAUGUACGAAAGCAAGAAUCCGAAUUCCCGUUUCCCAAUCGAAGAGAACGAGGGUCGGCCACCACGGAUUAACUCGCGGGUCAUCCGGGAGAUGCCAACUAAAAAGGAGAUCGUCGAGGCACAGGGCACAGACUCUGAAUCGAGGGCCAGGAAUCGCAGGAUGUUCGGAUCGCUGUUGGGAACCCUACAGAAGUUCUGUCAGGAGGAAUCGCGACUGAAGAGCAAGGAGGAUAAAAAAGCUGAGAUCGAUAGAAAGGUGGAAAAGCAAGAACUGCAGGAAAGAGCGAUGCUGAGGAAACAGCGCGAAACACUAUUCUUAGACAGGAAAAAAAAGCAAUUUGAGAUCCGUAGAUUAGAGUACAAAAUGGCCAGAAUGAAGGACUUCAAGGUCUGGGAAGCAACUAUGUUGAAUGCGAAAAGUAGCAUCCGAACAAAAACGAAACCACAUCUGUUCUUUAGGCCAAAAGUGCAUUCGCCUAAAACGGAAAAACUGUUGAGCAAAAGCAAAAGUGAAGCCGAUGUGUUUAUAGAAUUCAGGCGCGAAGAAUUGGAAGUUGAGCUAAAAAACUUGGAGAACAUGAACUUUGGGAAAAUGGAAGACGAUACUGCAAUAGACGAAAGUUUCUUCGAAGAGCCUGACGACGAAGAGCAGUUGGAUAAGUCUUUAUAAUACGUUAAGUAAAGUAAGCAAAAGUAAUGAUGCUAUUCUAGGAAUAAAGGAUUACAACUAAUGCAAUUUAAUAAAUUAUUUGCCAAAACAA
Drosophila mauritiana is the source of this 1102-nucleotide messenger RNA. It is a transcript of the gene Pnn, whose product is annotated as pinin. NCBI's taxonomy places the organism in Eukaryota, Metazoa, Arthropoda, Insecta, Diptera, Drosophilidae. The coding region runs from base 100 to 1011 and encodes 303 amino acids. The record is from RefSeq and is a predicted model, not a curated record. The transcript is spliced from 3 exons. Gene Ontology annotation, cellular component: catalytic step 2 spliceosome.